CCACUCUUUCACUUAUAGCAUCCCCUCCCCUCUACCCCCUCCUCUACAUAUCCCUCCCUUCUCUUGCAUGAGUUGGAGGUGCUCUGAGUUGUGCUUCUAUCUCCAAGAUUGGAUGUCAUCUCUGCCAUACCUCGUCCAGAAGAGGCUUGCAUCACUGAGCUGCAUUCAGGGGGAAUGAGGACCUGGAGAUCUGGGAGCUCACCUAUUCUUCAGCAGAGCUAGAGUUUGAGACAGAAUGGAUUGCCUGCAUCUAGUAUUCCUCUUUUGUUUGAUCUUGACAUCAAACACCAGUAAAGCAGAUGAUACCGAUCAGGAAGCCAUAACUUGGCGCAUAAAGGAAAUACCUCACAUAAUCACUUCAGAUGUUGUCCACCUCAACAGCCCAAAGUUUGAAGCAGAACCAAAUCUAGAACUCCAUGGAACCUGUGGUAUUGAAUGCCAGAAGAAACUGCCACCACCUACUCUACGUGAUCUUGAAAACUUUUUGUCUUUUGAGACUGUGUAUGACAACGGUACACGCACUAUGACAAAAGUAAAUGUUCAAACCUGGUUUUCCGAAACCCUCAAUCAGGGCAAUGCAUCAGUAAAACAUAACAUGCGUAGGAAAAGACAAGUUUAUGGCACAGAUAGUAGGUUUAGUAUAUCAGACAAACAUUUUAUGACCAACUAUCCCUUUAGUACUGCGGUUAAGUUAUCUUCUGGUUGCAGUGGUACCCUUAUUUCACCAAAACACGUUCUAACAGCUGCCCAUUGUGUACAUGAUGGUACAGAUUAUAUUAAAAAUUCGCAAAAUUUACGUGUUGGAAUUCUUAAGAUUAGGACAAAGAGGGGUGGCAAAAGAAAUCGGGGGUCAAAGAAAAACAAAGGAGGUACCUCUGAGGACAUUAGUCAAAGAAAGGAUGGAAGAAAACAAAGAAAAAAGUCAGUACAAAAAAGGUCAGCAGAUGUAGACCAAAAAAGCACAAGCACUAGGAAAGAAAAAGACUCCAUGUCUGGAAAGCCUUCCUUCCAGUGGACAAGAGUAAAAGCUAUUCAGAUUCCUAAAGGCUGGUUAAAGGAUGUAUCAAAAAACAUGUCUCUAGACUAUGACUAUGCAGUUCUGGAAUUAAAGCGUGCUCAAAAGAAGAAGAAGUUUAUGGACCUGGGAAUCAGUCCAGAAAUGGACAAGAUGCCAGGGAGUAGAGUACAUUUCUCCGGAUUUGAUGAUGACCGCCCUGGGCAGUUGGUAUAUCGGUUUUGCGGCGUUUCGGUGGAAUCCAAUGACCUAUUUUAUCAGUAUUGUGAUGCAGAACCUGGCUCCAGUGGUUCUGGUAUUUAUAUUCGUCUCAAAGAGCCAAAUAAGAAGAGGUGGAACAGGAGAAUCAUUGCCAUCUAUUCUGGUCACCAGUGGGUGGACAUUGGUGGAGAACAGCAGGAUUACAAUGUUGCCAUCAGAAUUACUCCACUGAAGUAUGCACAGAUAUGUCUAUGGAUACAUGGCAACAAUGCUGAUUGUUCUCAAGGAUGAACCUUAGCUCAUGGCUAAAACGCAGCGCAGACAAGGUUUUGUAAAGGCAAUCUACUGCUUUAACAUGAGAGCAGGAGAUUUUAAAGAGAAAAGCACUUAAUGAAAAUGUGCUAGACUUUAUUAGAUAAAAUUGAUACACUGCUACCUACAUGUCAUCAGAUUUGGAUUUUGAAUGAAGUAUGUAAUGCCUACAUUGUAGGUUGUUCUACUCUAUUUAUUGGAAGGCAAUCAACUACUCCACUUCAUACAUGUGGUAUUCUCAGGACAGCCCUUCUUUGUACUGCAGUCACAACAUUUAUUUUAACUGGUAAACCCUAAACACCUUGCCUUGUUUCUGAGCUCAGUAGCUCUACAA
Nanorana parkeri is the source of this 1862-nucleotide messenger RNA. RefSeq names its product protease, serine 35 (gene PRSS35). Gene Ontology annotation, biological process: proteolysis. The transcript is spliced from 2 exons. Gene Ontology annotation, molecular function: serine-type endopeptidase activity. The record is from RefSeq and is a predicted model, not a curated record. The coding region runs from base 236 to 1507 and encodes 423 amino acids. Lineage: Eukaryota; Metazoa; Chordata; Amphibia; Anura; Dicroglossidae.